Messenger RNA from Lactuca virosa, 357 nucleotides. Lineage: Eukaryota; Viridiplantae; Streptophyta; Magnoliopsida; Asterales; Asteraceae. The record is from the annotation of a GenBank genome assembly.
AUGAAAGGUGCACGUUCCAGUUAUGAGCAUUUGGUAAAAGAAUCGGUGGAGUUGCGUGAAGAAGUGGUAGGUCUUUCUGAGAGGAAUAGAUGUUUGGUGGAUGAUAUGAGUGAGCGUAUUCGCUGUCAAACGGAAUUGAAGAAUCUUAAUCAAGAUUUGCAGAUGAAGGUUGACGAUGCUAUCAUUCGUCGCUUAAAGCUGAGCAAAAUCUUGGAGGAGAGAUCCCAACAAUUGGAGGCUUUAAAAUCACACUUUACCGAGAAGGUGUCCCAAUUGGAAGUUUCCUGUUCGGACAAGGACGUACACAUCAAACUUCUGGAGGAAGAAAUUUGCUUCCUACAAAACUGUUAUGACUGA